AUGUUUACACCUUUGUGUAUUGUGAUUAUUGUUAUCGCCUCCAUUUACCAGUUCUCUUGCUCUGUCGCACAAUGCAAUAACCACGGUGGCUUUACUGUUGAUCUCAUCCACCGUGAUUCACCACUCUCUCCAUUUUACAAUCCUUCCCAAUCACCUUCGGAGCGGCUGCAGAAUGCUGUUCGUCGGUCAAUAAUCCAUGCCAAUCGGUUCAAGUCGUCUGCGCUCUCUCCCAACACUGUUCAGUCAUCCAUUACAGUCAACAAGGGAGAGUAUCACAUGAAAAUAGCACUCGGUACUCCACCUGUACAAAUCCUCGCCCUUGCUGACACCGGUAGCGACCUCAUAUGGACACAGUGUAAUCCUUGUUACGGCUGCUACCAACAAAGAGCUCCGCUCUUUGAUCCCCAGAGCUCGUCCACGUAUAGGGACUUGUCGUGUUCAUCAGAACGCUGUGAAGUGCUACGUUUCAGGACCUGCAGCUCAUCAGACGUCUGCCAGUACUCCUAUCAAUACGACGACCAAUCCUACACCAAUGGAAAUCUGGCUACUGACACAAUCACCAUGGAGUCCUCUACCUGCGGCGAGACUGUUGCCUUCCCUGAGGUGGUAUUCGGGUGUGGGCACAACAACAGUGGCACGUUCGAAGAAGAUGGCUCUGGUGUCAUUGGUCUUGGCAGAGGCUCCAUGUCGCUGGUUUCCCAACUGGGUUCAUCAAUUGAUGGGAAAUUCUCCUACUGCUUGGUGCCAACAUCUGCAGAGAAUCAGUCCAGCAAGAUGAGCUUUGGUUGUGAUGCUGUCGUUUCAGGUGAAGGGGUGGUUUCAACUCCUAUGCUUUUCAAAUCCACUGAUAGAUUAUACUAUCUCAGACUCGAAGGCAUUAGUGUUGGAGACUGCAAGUUGGAAUACAAAUCUCAUUCACCAUCGGAUGACAGCGACGAGAAUGAAGGAAACAUCGUCAUCGACUCUGGCACACCUCUAACCUUCCUCCCACCUGAGUUCUAUCCUCAGCUAGAAUCGGCUUUGAAGGCAGCAAUUAAUCAAGAGCCUGUUAGUGGCCAUCAUGGGUCUCUCCGGUUAUGCUAUAGGAAGACAACUGAUCUUGUUUUGCCAAACAUCACCGUUCAUUUUACUGGCGCCGACGUGGUGCUGACUCCGUUGAAUACCUUCAUUGAUUGGGAAGAUGAUAUCGUCUGCUUGGCCAUGCUUCCUUAUGAUGACCCUGGUCUUGGCAUCUUUGGCACUUUUUCUCAAGUGAACUUCUUGGUUGGCUAUGACAUUACAAACCAGAAGCUGUCUUUCAAGCCAACAGACUGUACCAAGCUGCAGUAA
This is a messenger RNA of Nelumbo nucifera (sacred lotus), 1329 nucleotides long. The record is from RefSeq and is a predicted model, not a curated record. Lineage: Eukaryota; Viridiplantae; Streptophyta; Magnoliopsida; Proteales; Nelumbonaceae.